Messenger RNA from Trichoplusia ni (cabbage looper), 4246 nucleotides. RefSeq names its product monocarboxylate transporter 3-like. Gene Ontology annotation, biological process: monocarboxylic acid transport; transmembrane transport. Gene Ontology annotation, molecular function: monocarboxylic acid transmembrane transporter activity. NCBI's taxonomy places the organism in Eukaryota, Metazoa, Arthropoda, Insecta, Lepidoptera, Noctuidae. The record is from RefSeq and is a predicted model, not a curated record. The transcript is spliced from 7 exons. Bases 971 to 3388 code for a protein of 805 amino acids.
UCGGUGAUUUACAAAUGAGGUUGAAAUUCGAAAUAAAACCUACAUAACUUGACCUUGACGAUCAGUCAGUGUCAUCGUCCCGUCACACUAAGUAACUGAAACUCCCAAAUUUGUUUGCUUAUCAACAAAAAUUAUUAUGUAAAAUUCCACUGUUAUCUCACUGGAUUGUCAAGUUAAAUAAGCAUUAAUAUCUCUAACUGUGUAAACAAUAUAAUUAACGUGAAUGAUAGCAUUCGAAGUGGGAACGCCGAAGUGUGAGGGCGCAUCUCCUGUGCUAAAACUAAAUAUUUUUGGGAGCGAAUUUCUUUUUUUGUUUACAAAAAUGCGGUGUUAUGGCUAGAGGCGCGGCCGUACCGCGUCUCGACUCGAACGGCGACUAAAAGUAACUGUCCCACCAGAUGUGUGUUGCCUGUGGAGCCGGCUGCACGUGCUUGCCGUAUUUACAAAAAUAUUCAGUGAUUUUUUCGCAUUGUGAACAGCUGAUUGUGUGAACUUUGUGUUAAAUUGUAUAAAGUGGUAGUCAGUUGUCCAGAACAGUCAGCUGGUUACAACUAACGAUUUCACCCUGCCCUCGACAAAUUUGAAAUGUUGCAAAUAUUUCAAGUUAUAAAACUUUAAUUAAUGUCAAGAAGGUACACGACGUUCACGGGACGAACGUGUGACAAUAUAGAAAGUGAUUUUUUCAAAAGUGUGAAAUCGAGGACUAGCCGGUCCUUGAUGUACUCGACAAGCUACAACCCUUGCGCCCUAACACUUUGUAUAUCGAAGAGACUUUGUCGCUAUUCUGCUAGAGAUCCAAGAUUAAGACACUGGUCAAGAGAACUAACCGUUUCUUCGACGUAGAAGAAUUUCCACUGAUUGGAUUACUAAUCCAAUUCUGGUAGUGUUCACGACGUCCAUUAGAGGACCGAAUUAGACAACCGAGUACGUACUUAGAACCGUACUUAAGAAGAGAUCGUUUUACAGACUAAUGGAAUCACAAAGAGCGUAUGCAAAUGGAAUUCCAGGUAAAGAUCCUUCUCUCAAGUAUGAACAUAAAGUACCGUCUGAAGAGGAGAAGACUACGUCUCCACUCCUUCAGAGAACGAAUGACUUCAAGUAUAUAGAUGGAGUGAAUGAUGAUAAAAAUGAAGCGAGAGAUGUGGGAAAGCCGAAAGAUGAUUUAGAUAUAGUGAAUUCUAUGAAAACGGAGCCUAACAAUGCUAGAGAUAACCACCUCUCUGUCGGUUAUCAUAAGGACAAGGGAAGUGAUGAUGAUGCUACAUCAACGAAUGAAGGUGUCAAGUUUUUCGGUCUUGGAGACACGGACAGUAUCUGUUCCAGUAAGCCACCGGCAGACCAGCCUCCGCAAAUACCAGAUGGCGGAUGGGGAUGGGUAGUCGUAGCCGCAUCAUUCCUCAUCGCCACGGUGGCUGAUGGAUUAGCUUUCUCCUAUGGUCUGAUGCACGACAAAUUCGUGAUUUUCUUCGAAACCAGUGAAGCCAAGACAUCGUUGAUUGGAAGUUUGUUUAUCUCCGUACCGUUGAUUGCUGGACCUAUAAUGAGUGCUUUAGUUGAUCGUUAUGGAUGCAGAAGUAUGACAAUAGUUGGCGGUAUAGCGUCGACUAUCGGUUUUGUUGCAGCUUCAUACAGUAAUUCAGUCGAAGUUCUAUAUGUAACUUAUGGUAUUAUGGCUGGUUUAGGAACUGGCUUAUUGUACGUAACUGCUGUAGUAUCAAUAGCUUAUUGGUUUGAGAAAAGACGUAAUUUGGCUGUUGGAUUAGGUUCCUGUGGAGUUGGAUUUGGUACUUUCAUUUAUUCUCCACUUACAACAUAUUUAUUAGAAGAAUUUGGAUGGAGAGGUACGUUGUUACUGUUAGCUGGUACUGUACUUAAUGUAUGCGUGUGUGGUGCUGUGAUGAGAGAUCCUGAAUGGUUGAUAAUGGAACAAAAGAAACAGAGAAAGUUGAAUAAGUCGAAGCGAGCUUCGAGUUCUAUGUCAAUAUCUGCGAAAUCUGGAGGUGGAGAAUCUGUAUACCCUGGCGUGGAGGAAUUAAAGACAUUGAUGAAGAGUGGUGAAACACCUGAAUAUAUACUCACGACGUUAGUGGCUUCGAUAGCCGAAGCUGAGGAUCUAGAAGCAGUGACAAAGAGGAAUGCUGAUAUGUCUCAUAAAGUUAGUUCUGUGAUAAACCUGCCAACGUUCUUGAGACAAAGUGAAAAGGUGCCUGCCGAAGUAUUAGACCAAUUAAUAUCAAAUAAAAAACUCUACAACAUUAUUCUACAAAAUUAUCCAUCAAUGCUAGCGCUAAGGAGUACAUCGGAACAGAAGUUGGACACCGAGCCGGCAGCAACAUCAAAGACAAAUAAACCGAUAAAGAUGUCGCUGAAACUGAAACUCAAUAAGAAAGAGAAAAAAGAUUUUGAGACGAAAUUGGACUUAGUUAGGGAGAAGUUAUUGCAGCCGAUACCGGAACACAAGCCUGCGGUGAUUGUACAGAGGGAUCGUCAAGACUGGUGGACUAGGCAGUUCGUUACUGAUCAUCACUAUUUGAGAGGCAUUCGAGUGCAUCGUAACUCUAUCAUGCAUCGUGGUGCUAUGAUGAACAUUGCCAAGUAUAAGCUGCGGGCUUCGUCAUGUCCUGAUAUCUACCGAAACUCCAUGUGGUCCGUUGAGGAGGAAAACACUUGGGGCAGACGUUUGCUGGACAUGAUCAAUAAGACUUUUGACUUCAAUAUGUUCACGGAGUUCCAUUUCCUGAUGAUGAAUUUGUCGACCUUAGUUUUGUUCAUCUGGUUCAUCGUGCCCUACUUCUAUAUUUCUAACUUUAUGUUGAUGAGCGGCUAUUCUGAGGCUCACGGAUCUUGGAUGUUGAGUGUGUUUGGUGUUGCCACUAUUAUUGGUAUCGUUGGACUGGGUUGGAUGGGUGAUUUGCCAUGGGUUAACGUAACAAAGACGUAUGCUGUGUGUCUAAUAUUUUGUGGUAUAACAAUUAUCCUAUUCCCCGUACUCAUUCGUGUGAUGGACCCCGAAGCUCCCUACAGUUUCUACAUACUAGCCCUGAACGCCGUUAUGUUCGGACUCAUGUUUUCCAGUUCGUACUCAUAUACGCCGAGUAUCUUGGUCGAGUUGAUAGCUCUGGAAAGAUUCACAAUGGCUUACGGAUUGGUGCUGCUGAGUCAGGGUAUUGGACAUCUUAUUGGACCGCCUAUGGCUGGUGCUCUUAGAGACGUUACCGGACACUGGGACGCAGCUUUCUACGUGGCUGGCUUGUGGGUCAUCAUUUCUGGUUUCUUAGUCGGCGUCAUACCAUACACGGAUAACUUCCGCAUUUGUGGGAACGCACCUUUAGCUAAGGACGUCGCUGGAGAACCGGACCCCGGAGUUAAAAUUAUCAUUGCCCAUUAAGAAAAAUAAUUAUUGUGUUUGAAAUGUAGGGUUGUCAUUUUUAUAUUAAUUUUAACCCAAAGUGUUGAAAAAAUUUACGAUUGAUUUUAUUGAUCACUUUUUUGUGUAUUAGUAAUUUUUUUGUGUGAAAUCGCGGUUUAUUAUUGUUUGUGGUAUCAAUAUUGGUAUGAUACAAAUGUAAAAGGAUAUUUCACGACAAGUAGGACAGUUACUCUGUCCUUUCUAUGAUCAUCAUAUUGUGCUUGUAUUUUCUUAGAUUUAUAUAAUUAUAUUAAAUCUGUUUCUGUAUGUAUUUAGAUAGAUAGUUACUUAAUCUUUUAUGAGUAAUAGUUAUAGUAAACCCUAUUAAAAUCGUACCUUGAUUAUGAAAGCGAGUGAAUAGUAAUAUUUGUAUGUAUUCAUCCUAAUAUAGUAUGCACUCAGGUUAUUUAUUAGUUGGCUUUAAAAAGUCUCCCAAGGAGAUAUAGUAUUCCUUUACUAUAGAGGUUAAAUACUGUGUGUGCCUUUAAAAUGUUUUCAUACUUUAGUUUUAGUUACGAAGCAUUAUAAAAUGCUUGAUUAUUUUUGUAUCCCAGGAAUAAAAAUAAAAGACCCUCUAGCUUAUUAUUUUAAUUAAAGUUUGUGUUUUUAGAAUAGUAUGUUUACGAUUUUAAAGUAUCUGAUGCAUUGUUUAUGAAACUUGCCAUUUUGGAACAUUAUCAAGGUAAAUCAAGAAUUUAAUUUCUACAUGAAAUUUUAAAAGUAUUUUAGAAAAUAAGUUUGUCUACUUACUUAGUACCUAUUUAAACUGUCUACGUAUAUAAUGUAUGAGAUAUAUGAAAUUAAACUUUGCUACUAAAAUAAUAACACGAGUUUCAA